This is a messenger RNA of Colletotrichum truncatum, 1254 nucleotides long. RefSeq names its product DUF803 domain membrane protein. Gene Ontology annotation, cellular component: membrane. The record is from RefSeq and is a predicted model, not a curated record. NCBI's taxonomy places the organism in Eukaryota, Fungi, Ascomycota, Sordariomycetes, Glomerellales, Glomerellaceae. Gene Ontology annotation, molecular function: magnesium ion transmembrane transporter activity. Gene Ontology annotation, biological process: magnesium ion transport.
AUGCCAACACGUCGUCCGCUUGGUCUUGAGAAUCGAGGUUCGCUGACAGUCCGACCGCGCAGAUACAUUGGCCUGGCUCUGGCCAUGGCAUCAAGUUUAGCCAUUGGUAUCAGUUUUGUGAUCACAAAAAAGGGUCUCAUGCAAGCAGAAGAACGCCAUGGGUUUGAAGGAGAUGGCUUCGUUUAUCUAAAAAGUCCGGUAUGGUGGGCCGGCAUUUCAACAUUGGUCAUGGGAGAAAUAUGCAACUUCGCCGCCUAUGCCUUUGCACCUGCGAUUCUCGUUACACCUCUAGGAGCCCUGUCUGUGCUGAUCGGAGCUGUUCUGGGCUCUUAUUUCUUGAAGGAAGAGCUUGGUACUCUGGGCCGCCUCGGCAGUGCCAUUUGUCUGAUCGGCGCAGUCAUCAUUGUGCUUCACGCACCCCCAGAUGAGGACAUCCAGACCAUUGACCAGAUUCUACACUAUGCCAUCCAGCCAGGCUUCCUGCUGUACGCCUUUGUGGUCUCUGUCUUCGCCGUUGUCAUGAUCUACAAGAUUGCGCCGGUCCAUGGGAAGAAGAACGCGCUCAUCUACCUCUCCAUCUGCUCGACAGUCGGCUCAAUCUCUGUCAUGUCAGUGAAAGCUUUCGGAAUUGCCCUAAAGCUCACUUUCGCCGGAAACAACCAGUUUUCCCACCCAUCGACAUACGUCUUUAUGAUUUUGACGACCGUUUGCAUCUUGACGCAAAUGAACUACUUCAACAAAGCACUUGCCCAGUUCCCCACAAACAUCGUUAACCCCCUCUACUACGUGACGUUUACGACUGCGACCCUUUGCGCCUCCUUCAUCCUGUUUGGUGGCUUCAAUACCACUGAUACCGUCAACACGAUCUCUCUGAUUUGCGGUUUCUUGGUCACCUUCACUGGUGUUUACUUGCUUAACCUUUCGAGACUGGACCCAAACGGACACCACCUCAUUGCUGGCCGUGGUGGUUCGGAUGCUAUGGGCACGGACAUGGUCUCAACCAUUCAGACCCGUCUGAGCAUGCAAGCCCGCAGAAGUCAGGACCCUCGAUUGAGCAUUGGUAGCCGCCACGGUGAUACGACCGGCCUUAUGAGGGCCUACGACGAGGAGGCCGGUGCCGAAUUUGGAUUGACUGAUCUGGCCGAAGAGAGCGACGACGAAAAUGACCGCCACAGAGCGAAUGGAACCGCUAAUGGACAUUCCAAGUCAUACAAUGAGACCAUUGAGCUCCAGAAUCAGAGGUCCGAUAGGUGA